AUGUCAGGAUUUCAGUCACAUCCGAACGGUUCCGGCCGCGCACACCUUCGAACUAAUUCAAAGCCAAUGACCGAAGUCGGGCAACCCUCGAUAUCAUUCUUGCAGCAUACCUACACCACACAUGAUGCCGAGGGGAUUCAUAGCAGACCCUCACCUUUUACGACAGUGGCUACUCCAAGUAUCGAAAUUGAUCAGGUCCAGCUUCCGACAAUCAAUGAAAAUGAACCUGAAGCUCAUCCAUCGCCUAAGCCGUCUGCACUUGGUUUGGUACCUAUCUCACGUAAAGAACUCUCAGUCGAAAGAGAACCACCUAGCCUGGUAUCGAUUGUCUCCUCACUCCUUCGUCGAACGACUAGACUGCAAGAGAUUCUAUAUCCUCUCUUAUUCUUCGCUAGUCUCAUUGCCUUUUUGGCUCCUCUGGCUGGAAUAGGAUAUCAACCCCCAAUGAUGGCCGAGUACGAGAAUAUGCUGCAAGAUAGUGCCAAUUUUCCCGAUGUGCGAUCACCCCUUCAACGCCUCAACGAACCGUUCCCCCUUCAUCUGACUCCGGUCUCGACUAAAGAGAUUGGAACGCUCUUUGCUGAUGCACUCAUACCUAGAAAAAAAUCACACCAUGGUGCUGUACCUUCGCAUACUUUCUCGCAGACAGCAUCUGACUCGGAAUAUCAAGACUCUGGCCGCAAACCAAUGAUUGAACCUCAUGACUCAGGAAAAGUGGAUCUGGUUCAAGCUAGCGAUGACCAUUUCGAGGGACAAGAAGAGAGCUUGUUUUCGGAGGUAUUGACUUUAACUGAAAGUGAAGAUCUAGCUAGACGUUCGGUUCAACAUAUAGAAAACCCACCGAUUGGGAAGGAAGAGAAAAGUCAGGAGCAAAAGGAAGAGCAAAAAGAAGAGGAAAGUGAGAAGCAAAAGGAAGAACAAAAGGAGGAGCAAAAGGAGGAGCAAAAGGAGGAGCAAAAGGAGGCGGUGAAACGGAAGGAAGAGGAAGAGGAAGAGGAGUAUUUUUAUGAGGAAGACCCAGAGAUAUCUGAUGACACUGAAUCACCGGAAGCAAUCGAAGAUCAAUCAAGUAUAGUACCGUCAAGUGAAACCCCUGGAAGUGAAGAUAAUGAGAGUCAAGAAAAAGAAGUAGAAAGAUUAAACUUAGAACCAGUGGAAGUUCUAGUAAAACAGGAAUCCAAAAUCAAAGAGUUAGAAUUCUUACUUCAAUCUAUCUCUCCACCUGAUAGCGACAUCUUUCCAGAUCCAUCUGUUGUAGAAGAAAUCUCUGGUAGAAAAGGUUUACGUGCUCGUCAUUUUAGAUGA
Molecule: messenger RNA, 1305 nt
Organism: Melampsora larici-populina 98AG31
Lineage: Eukaryota; Fungi; Basidiomycota; Pucciniomycetes; Pucciniales; Melampsoraceae
Exons: 3
Coding region: 1-1305 (434 amino acids)
Source: RefSeq, a predicted model, not a curated record